GAGAGAGAGAGAGAGAGAGAGAGACGCAGACUCCCACCUCGCCGUGAGAAAGGAACAGUGUCUAACCGGACGUGCGUUUCUCUUCCAUACACCGCGCGUUGCUCACGGGGGCGCGGGUACAGGGUUGCAGCUGGCGUCGGGGGCUCGAACCUGCGGAAAGGACACUGAUCCAGGACCGGGACUGACCCUGAGGAUGAUGAAGUUGGUCAGCGGGGGCUCUGUAGUGAAUGCCGAGGCAGUAUGGGACCAUGUGACCAUGGCUGACCGGGAGCUGGCCUUCAAGGCAGGUGAUGUCAUCAAGGUUUUGGAUGCCUCGAAUAAGGACUGGUGGUGGGGUCAAAUCGACGAGGAGGAGGGCUGGUUUCCUGCCAGCUUCGUCAGGGUGGAGUCCCACCCCCCUCAAACCAAACAGCUUUUUUAUAUCAACCCUGUCGCUGCAUCACGCCUCACAAACGCCACGGCUAAGUUAUGGGUAAAUCAGGAGGAAAACACAGCGGUCGAGGCUGCCGAAAGCUCCAGCGAGGUGCAGAACGGCCACGCGGAGGCCAGUCCGAACCCCAGCACCGACUGCCUGUGUCUGGGCCAGCCCACCCAGAACCGGGACCAGAUGAGGGCCAAUGUCAUCAAUGAGAUCAUGAGCACAGAACGACAUUACAUCAAACACCUGAAGGACAUCUGUGAGGGGUAUCUCCGUCAGUGUAAAAAGAGGAGAGACAUGUUUAACGACGAUCAGCUGAAAGUGAUAUUUGGAAAUAUCGAAGACAUUUACAGAUUCCAGUUAAGCUUUGUCAGAGACCUGGAGAAACAGUUUAACACGGAAGAACCUCAUCUCAGUGAGAUCGGACCCUGCUUUUUGGAACACCAAGAUGGAUUCUGGAUCUACUCGGAAUACUGUAACAACCACGUUGACGCCUGCAUGGAGAUCACACGUCUUAUGCGAGAUGCACGAUACCAGCACUUCUUUGAAGCGUGCCGAUUGGUCCAGCAGAUGAUCGACAUCGCCAUUGACGGCUACCUUCUCACACCAGUCCAGAAAAUCUGCAAAUACCCUCUACAGCUGGCAGAGUUACUGAAAUACACAGUACAAGAACACAGUGAUUAUCGGUAUGUGGCUGCUGCGCUAGCUGUAAUGAGAAAUGUCACUCAGCAAAUCAACGAACGCAAACGAAGGCUUGAGAACAUUGACAAAAUCGCCCAAUGGCAGGCCUCUGUACUGGACUGGGAGGGUGAGGAUAUUCUGGACAGGAGCUCAGAGCUUGUGUACACCGGGGAGAUGUCCUGGAUAUAUCAACCAUACGGGCGGAGCCAAACCAGAAUCUUCUUCCUGUUUGAUCAUCAGAUGGUCCUCUGCAAGAAGGAUCUCAUUCGCCGUGAUAUUCUCUACUAUAAGGGCCGAAUUGAAAUGGAUCGAUAUGAGGUCAUUGACGCAAUCGACGGCCGAGAUGAUGAUUUUAACGUUAGCGUGAAGAAUGCCUUCAAACUGGCCAACAGAGACACAGACGAGAUCCAUCUGUUCUUGCCUAAAAAGCUGGAGGAGAAAAUGCGUUGGCUUCGGGCGUUUCAGGAGGAAAGAAAGAUGGUCCAGGAAGAUGAGAAGAUUGGGUUUGAAAUCUCUGGGUAUCAGAAGAGGCAAGCCGCCUUGACCGUUAGGAGAGUCACCAAACAGAAAGGUGUGGGCCGGUCGGUCCCCCCAGCGUACCCACCACCUUUGGACCCCAUGAACCCCGGGCAGUACCUCCUCCCUGACGGCUACGGGCAGGCGGAUGGAUAUGAAUACGAGCCAAAACGCAGCACAUCACCCUUCUGGCAGAACUUCAGUCGGUUAGCUCCCUUUAAAAAAUAGAACACACACCUACCAGGGGUUGGAUACACCGGCCUCUGUAUACUUGGAAAAGCACUAUUCUACUUAAGAUACAUCUGUGGGACUUGAGGAGGACUGACACGACACAAACUACAGGAGAGAGGACGGACCUUGCUUCACUGGGGUUUACCAGGCGUAUUUCUUUUACUGGGGUUACGGGGACACCUCGCCGGGCUGGCUGCACUGAAUUCUGCACACGACAUGUUGUAAUUCACAGAAAAGAAAUUCACACACACUCACAAAAAAUAUACACAUUUUAUCCCUCAGCACUCUCUUUUUAGAGAGGUUUUAAAUGAUGAAAUAAGAAAAAUCACCUAUGGUUUCUUCUUCUCUACACAAAUCGACAAAAAGCGAAUUUUCACUUUUUGAAGCACUAAACCACCGUAAUGACUCUUACUCUCUAGCGCCGCCCUGGUGUUCCUCCGUGCACUGUGACUUUUCGGGGCAUUCUCUCUCACCCAAUCUCUUUUAUCUCUCGAUCUCAUACUCGACAUUAUCACGUGUUUUUCCAACAGUUUCGAGUCUGGUCAAAGCUGAAGAUUUUUUAUUUUAUUCCUGGACAAUUUCUCCUCGGAUGGAACCUGCUGCACUCUUUAGUUUGUUUUGCAUGAGAUUCAGUUCAUUGCAGGUAUUUUUAUUUGUGUAAUUCUAUUCGUACGGGUCUCAAAGAACAGUGGAUCACGAUCUGCAAAUUUGUCACUCGAUCACGGUCUACUGGAAAUACAGAUAUUGGAACAACUUUGACAUUCAGAGAAAGCUACGAUCGAUCAAGCUUAAAGUCGUUUUGGUUUGGUGGAGCUUUUGGGUACCCUGAGAAAACUACAGACCAGAGAAACCUGAAGGAGGAACUGUUUUGUCUCUGAACAGUGGACCUCUGUAGCGUGUUUACGUCAGAGCCUUGUUUAUCCUGAGCUCUCGGUCUUGGCUUUAUCAUUGUUUCCUCUCUCCCAUCAUCAGUGCUGAUCAGUUGUUAAAAAGUAAUAAUUCCACCUUCUUCAUUUUAUAGGGAAUGAUACUCGGACCAGGACGACUUUAAUCCUGCUGAUCAACCUCGUAAUGACGUGCCAAUUCAUGUCUAACGUGCCAAAAUAGUCUGGUUGCCAAAUUUUCCUCUAACAGGUGCAUUGGCAUGUGCGAAUGCCAACCCCAUGAGCUGGUACCCCGCCAUGUGACUUCUCAGGCGAAAAUUAAGUCAGUGAAAUUUGGUUAUCGCUGCUAGGAUUAGCAUGACAUAGAGUUUCAGUUUUUUCUCUUUUUUUUUUGGUUGUUUUUUGUUCUCUCUCUAUAUAUACAGUAUAUAUAUAUAUUUAUUUUUUCCCAAAUUAAAGGGACUUGUGCGAAAUUUCAUUUAUGGUAUAUUCGGGUUUUGUCUGAUAACUUUCAAAGGAUAGUAUUUAGUCCAAUCACAAUAUUUAAAGUAUUGCUAUAAAACAUUAUUUAUUCUAUUAUAGUGUGAUUUUAUUUUUUUCCAUCUUGAUCCUCUUUCUAUAUUUUAGAGCUUCUGCUGGAGUGUUAAAGACCUUUUUAGGGCAUAAAAAAAUGUAAGAGGACAGUAUGGAAGAAAUAUGUCACACGUGUGUACUAAGUGCCACAUGAAACUAUUAUUAUGUUACAAAGGAAAAUAACAGUUUAAUAUUUUUGAUUCGGUGAUAUGAUUGAAAUAAGAACAUUAUAUCAUUAUUUCAUAAUAAACUUAAUUAUGGAGAAAACAGAGUUGAACUGAA
Molecule: messenger RNA, 3585 nt
Organism: Rhinichthys klamathensis goyatoka
Lineage: Eukaryota; Metazoa; Chordata; Actinopteri; Cypriniformes; Leuciscidae
Gene: arhgef9a
Product: Cdc42 guanine nucleotide exchange factor (GEF) 9a
Exons: 11
Coding region: 194-1843 (549 amino acids)
Molecular function (GO): guanyl-nucleotide exchange factor activity; protein binding
Source: RefSeq, a predicted model, not a curated record